AUGGCCUCCUUCCUUGUUGAAUGCCUAGGAUGGCUUAUCCUCGUCCUCUUUUCCUUGUACAUCUUCCAGUUGCUCCGUGACGCUCGCCGGCGUCUUCCUCCGGGCCCCUGGCCUCCGAAGCCUAUCAUCGGCGACCUCCUCGACCUCGGGGAGGACGGCCAGCAGCACCGCGCGUUCCUGCGCCUGGCCGACCGCUACGGUGGCCUCAUGUGCCUCCGCUUCGGCAUGGUGCCCCACGUGAUCAUCUCCACGCCGGACGCCCUGCGCGCCGUCUUCGGCGGGGAAGGCAAGAAGGUGGACAACAUCGCCGGCCUCCCGAGCCUGGACGUCCUCAGCGCCAUGGGCCACCGCGCCCACACCAUCUUCGCGCUCCCGAGCCAGGACGGCAAGUGGCGCGCGAUCCGCAAGUUCGCCGCCGCAGAGAUGCUGGCUCCCAGGCGGAUCUCCGCUGGGGCCGGGGCGCUGCUGCAGACCAAGAUCGUUGAGGCGCUGCACCGCUAG
Triticum turgidum subsp. durum (durum wheat) is the source of this 501-nucleotide messenger RNA. The record is from the annotation of a GenBank genome assembly. NCBI's taxonomy places the organism in Eukaryota, Viridiplantae, Streptophyta, Magnoliopsida, Poales, Poaceae.